AUGGGAAGACUGCAGGCAAGGCAAGAUGAUGUGGAUAAAAUUGAAAGGGAUAUGGCUUGUACUAGUGAACUUCAAUGGUUGUCUCUUUGUUGUUUGUUCAAAGAAAUUAGCAUCAAGGUUUCUUACGGGAAAAGGGUUUUCUCGAUGUUGGAAGAUGUUAAAGAGCUCAUAGAUCGCAAAAUAACUGGAGAUUCAAUGCUUUGGCUGCGCCACCUGAGAGAUGUGGUGGAGGAAAGGGAUCUACUAACCAUUGUUGGUCAGGAAACAGUUCUUGAAAAGGCAUGGAACCAUCUCAUGGAUAAAGAAACCAGAUGA
Messenger RNA from Microthlaspi erraticum, 315 nucleotides. The record is from the annotation of a GenBank genome assembly. Lineage: Eukaryota; Viridiplantae; Streptophyta; Magnoliopsida; Brassicales; Brassicaceae.